This is a messenger RNA of Ixodes scapularis (black-legged tick), 678 nucleotides long. RefSeq lists its product as uncharacterized. The record is from RefSeq and is a predicted model, not a curated record. The transcript has 3 exons. The annotation marks the transcript as partial. Lineage: Eukaryota; Metazoa; Arthropoda; Arachnida; Ixodida; Ixodidae.
AUGCCCACCGGUUGCGGUGUUCCGCUCUGCCCCAACCGUAACCAGAAGAAUCCCGUGAUUCGAGGCAGGAACCUUGUGUACCACUCCUUACCCCGCGAGGAGCCCCUCCGAAGUGCGUGGUGCCGAAGCAUCGGCAGGGAGGACCCCGGGAAGGCAGACGUACGCGUUUGUUCGGAACACUUCAACGGCGAUAAUGACUACGUUCGCAUAGCGAGUGUUCUGCGCGAUGCUGGACAGACGUUGAAGCGCGUUAGCCUGAAGUCCACUUCUGUGCCUUCGCUUCGACUGCCCCCCUUCGCGAGGUCUACCCAAGCAAAGGAGCCACCGUCGAAACGCCGAAGAACUCUGGGUGAUGAGCCGAUUGGGGACGCCGGCUGCUCCGAGGAAAGUGCUCCGAGUGCGCCUCGUGAGCUCUGCUGCUCGUGCGGUCACCGACCAGCCUCACACGACGCAGCUGUUCAAGUGGACCCGGAGGAAGUGCAAGCAGUGCAAGCGCCUACAAAAGCCCCCCGGCCGCCUGCUAGGAAAGACAGGGCUGUGGGAACGGACCCUCGGCUGGGGAAAAAGUCUGUCGGCACGCAGGGAAACACCUAUGCCAAGGUGGUGACAACUCAGUCGGCGCAGACUGAAGAGUUGGAGCUACUUGGCACCGCAAGUGCCACCACCACCACCAUCACC